AUGCAUUUCCAAUACGCCCUCUCACAACUAUUCGCCGUCAUGGCACUCGCCUCGCCAUCACCAGAGGCUAACAGCCACCCCGCCCUGAGCAACCGCGACAGCCUCCCUCUUGACAAACGAGCAUGUAGUUACAACGGCUGCGCCUGCGUCAGUGGCCUCGCUGCAGGCAUCUAUUGCGGCAACUGCGUCGUCGGCGCUGGCACAUAUGCGAUACGCACCAAGCGCGUCAGUACCCACGCAUACCAGUGCAACUCAAGCGGAGGGUGCUGCGACUACGGUGUUGCGAGCGAUUGUGGGAAGAGCGGUGCGAGGUGCCAACAGGGUUCGCCGAAUUGA
This is a messenger RNA of Bipolaris oryzae ATCC 44560, 336 nucleotides long. RefSeq lists its product as uncharacterized. Lineage: Eukaryota; Fungi; Ascomycota; Dothideomycetes; Pleosporales; Pleosporaceae. Bases 1 to 336 code for a protein of 111 amino acids. The transcript has a single exon. The record is from RefSeq and is a predicted model, not a curated record.